Plasmopara halstedii is the source of this 744-nucleotide messenger RNA. Its product is annotated as ESTERASE/LIPASE/THIOESTERASE DOMAIN-CONTAINING PROTEIN. The coding region runs from base 1 to 744 and encodes 247 amino acids. NCBI's taxonomy places the organism in Eukaryota, Oomycota, Peronosporomycetes, Peronosporales, Peronosporaceae. The transcript is spliced from 2 exons. The record is from RefSeq and is a predicted model, not a curated record.
AUGGUAAUACAAGAACAAGUGAAAGAGAAAGAAAUAGAUGCGGCUGCAGUGGGGUUGCCUCGUUCCGUGCUAGAACUCAUGAGCGAUCCUAACUCAGAGUAUCUUCACUCACUUAAGCGCUUUCGUCAUGGAACAUUAAUAGCGAUGACUGACGGCGACGUUGUUGUUCCAUAUCCUUCAGCUGCUAUGCGCAGCUACAAUCCUUAUAUCAGUAGUUUUUUGACGGAGCAUUUCACCGAGUGGCGAUGGCAUAUCCACCACUUUGGCUUCACCGCGGGCAAUGGAAGUGAUCAUGCAAUUAAUGCAGAAUUUAUUGAGCGCCUCAAUUCAAAGAUCGACACCUCGAUUGUAAUUAAUGAGCACGAACUGGGACUUGAUGCGAGAUGUGCGCCACGUAUUUCAAGUAUCGGUCGAUUUGACUGCGACAACAAACAAGAGGUUGAGUUUCCGCACGAGAUGUUGUGCCAUUUGCAGCAGGUACUUCCAUGGCGACGCAUUGACGUGACCGUGGAGCCUUGCGGCGUGAAAGGAAAAUUGCGACUGCAUGACUGGCCUAUUAAUAAAAUGCAACCUUCAGAUUGUCGAGCAAAUGAGUUUAUUGAUCUUUUGUGCGAUAUGAUCGGAGCGGACCAUGGCAUGCAUUCUCUGAAGACGCCAAACAAUCUUGGCAAGCUUGAUGAAAGCUUUGCGUUGCUAACACCCAAUUCUCGGCCACAUGGAAAUUCGAGCAGUGACCCAAUUUGA